UUCUGAAAGGGGGUAACGGUUCCGGUUUUGUGUGGUUGCUCCUUAUCUCUGCCACCCGGCAUCCUUCCGGGGUGGUGCGUAAUAUUCGCCCACCCUCGAAGACGGAUGCUGCCAAUGAACCGCAAAACAUUCGUUACAGCUGGAUCGGCAAAACUGGGGACGCACUCGCUCAUUUCCUUUCCAGUGUCUUCCCAACAAAACCUCCCGCGCGCGCGUUUGUCAAACCUGAGACCUGCCAAAGCAGCACAUCAAAACAAGUCGCACACUUCGGGUCAACGGAUUCAUCCCGCGGUAUCCUGCGGGGGAUGGUGCGGCACCCGACCUCCCCCCCGGUUAGGAGUUCCCGAAAAGACCGGACGAACGGCCGAACUCGCGCGCGUACUCGAGCACGAGUACGAGAUGAGCCUGACGUAGCCGAAUUCUGCACCCCUAGUCAGUCAGUCGCCAGCCGGUACAUUCAUCGGUGCAUGUGCGUCGCAGAAGUCCUUCGAACGGGCGUGCGUAUACGUGCCUCUUUUCGGCCCAACGAGAGCAAUAACAAAAAAAAAACACCCCGCGAACAGGAUAUACCAGAUGGUGUGGAGCGUGAUGGCAUACUAACGCCAACGGUGUUCCGUAGUGACGCAGGAUCGUUUGUGAUCGAUUGUUUCGUGCGAUAAUUCACUAGAUCGUUAUUCUUGAACGUAUUGAAGGAACUGAGACUUGUUUAGGAAGUAGCAAAUGAUAUCCAAAGUACAGUAGUUACGCUAUCUCCAAUAGUUAUAGACAACUGUAUGUUUUGCGCUAGAUCUCCCCAGUAGUGAAGUGAGAAGAGCUAAAGGUGUAAUCUUAGUUUGUAGUGCAUAUUUUGAUCGUGUCCUUGGUGCAAUAUGGUGUUUCCAGUAUCCUGGAGAUAUAAUCUCACCUUACCGGUGAUGUAUCUACUGGUGUUGGGCGCGCUGUUGCUUGCAUCGACACCGACCCACGCGGUCAAACUCGACGAAGGUACAUUCUCCAAGCAUGCCGCGUACGAUCCCUGCUACGAUGAGGAUCGUCCACGCCGCUGUCUGCCCGAUUUUGUAAAUGGCGCCUUCGGUAUGCCGGUGGUAGCGUCCUCCACAUGCGGCCAGCGUACACUGGAGCGGUUGUGCGAUGUGCAGCAGGUACGGCCGCGCUGUGUCCAGUGUGACGAUGGGAACCCGCGCAAACGCUAUCCACCAACCGCGCUGACCGAUGUGAACAACUCGAACAACGUUACCUGUUGGCGUUCCGAACCGCUACGAUCACCCGCAUCCAUCAACGAUCCACCGGACAACGUAACGCUAACGCUCUCGCUCGGCAAGAAGUACGAGCUGACGUACAUCAGCCUUACGUUCUGUCCCGGUACCAUCAAACCGGACUCGAUCGCCAUUUACAAGAGUGCGGACUACGGUAAGUCGUGGCAACCGUUCCAGUUUUACAGCUCCCAGUGCCGGCGGGUGUACGGUAGACCGAACCGGGCGACGAUCACGCGUGCCAACGAGCAGGAGGCACGCUGUACCGAUGCGCAUCGGCACGGCGGUGAAUCGGGCAUCGGUGGCACCGGACCGAGUGUGUCACGGAUCGCUUUUAGCACGCUGGAAGGACGACCGUCGGCACCGGAUUUUGAUUCCUCGCCCGUACUGCAGGAUUGGGUCACCGCUACCGAUGUGCGCAUUGUCUUCCACCGUCACCAAAUGCCGCCGGAAGAUUCGUUUGAAGAUCCUUGGUAUUUGUUGCAUAGUUCCGCCCAGGUACCGGCAUCCUUCCGCCGGCAGCCACGCGAUCUAGAGGAGGAACAGAACGUUUCUGAGCAGGAAGAGUUCCCGACCCUAUCCACAACGCCCGACUACCAGUCCGAGGAAGCGCCCCAGGUUCGAUCACAAUCAAACGCAUCGGAACCGGUAAACUCAUCCAUCAAACCACCUGCGGAGUUGCUGCCGAGCGGACGGUCUGGGUCGUCGACGCGACAACAACCGCACCAUCAUUACGCGGUUUCCGACUUUGCCGUCGGUGGACGCUGCAAAUGUAACGGGCAUGCCUUUCGCUGCAUCCCGAUCGGGAAGGAGAGUGAGGUGAGCUGUGACUGCAAGCACAACACCGCUGGACGGGACUGCGAACGCUGCAAACCGUUCCACUUCGAUCGUCCGUGGGGACGCGCCAAUGCACGGGACGCCAACGAAUGCAAAGCCUGCAACUGUAACGGACACGCACGCCGCUGCCGUUUCAACAUGGAGCUGUACAAGAUGUCCGGCCGGAUAUCCGGUGGCGUGUGUCUAAGCUGCCGCCAUGCGACUACUGGACGUCACUGUCACUACUGCCGGGAGGGUUACUAUCGGGACGCAACUAAACCAAUCAGCCACAGGAAGGUUUGCAAAGCUUGUGACUGUCACCCGAUUGGAUCGUCUGGUAAAACCUGCAACCACACAACUGGCCAGUGUCCGUGCAAAGAUGGCGUUACGGGGCUAACCUGUAACCGGUGUGCCAGAGGUUACCAGCAGAGUCGUUCACACAUCGCACCGUGUAUCAAAAUCCCGAGGGUCAUAAACAUGGUACAUUCGCAAAAUACAGCACCGGAAGAGAAUCACCAGUACGCCGUCAGCAGUGGAAAUCAUGAGCCGGAAGCACCCUCCUACCGGAUGCAUGCCGGACGGGAGUGCGGAAAGUGCAAAAUCAGCACAAAGCGGCUAAAUCUAAACAAGUUUUGCAAAAGAGAUUACGCAAUAAUGGCCAAAGUGAUCGGAAAGGACACGAAACCCGACAACGGAAUCACGAAAGGCAGCACCGGCAGCGGCAACAUCGGCCACAACCAACACCCGUACCAGCAACCGUACCAACCACAGUCGCAGCGAUACCGAAGCUCACCACCAGAGGACGCCGUGGUCCAGUUCCGUCUAAGCGUGCAAAAGGUGUUCAAGCGAAGCCGCAAUCCCGUCAGCCCGCUGGCCAAAGCGUCGAAAUGGUCGGACGUACCGUACAUCGUCAGCGCACACGAUCUGGACUGUCGAUGUCCAAAGCUCAAAGUACAUAGAUCCUAUCUUAUCCUGGGCAACGAUUCGGAGGGACCAACGGGGAUGCUGGGCGUUGGACCUCGCUCCAUACUUAUCGAGUGGCGCGAUGAGUGGCAUCGGCGAUUGAGAAAGUUCCAGCGACAGGCCGACCGGACCUGCCACUGAUUGGACACAUCGGUGUGAUAAACCCCCAAAUGCCCAAAGUGAAUCCAAAGCCCGUACUUCUAUGCCCUGUACACGAUACGUAUCAACAUUGCUCCCGGAAAGGAUGGCCGUAACUUAUUUUCUCAGACGUGCGAACGGUUUUAUUGGAGAUACUGCAAGUUCCGUACUAUUCCUGUUGGGACACUAGUUAGUAUUCUUCUCCAGGAGGUCGUUGGAAAAUUGAUUUAUUUCUGCUAUGCUAGUAAUGCGCUAUAGUUAGUUUCGUAGUACGAUUCCAAGCACGAAACGAACUUUGUGCGAUUGGGAUUUUUUGUCUUGGAAAGACCUUUAUUAGCGCAAUACUCUAUGCUAUUUUCAAUACUGUAAGCUGCGUUGCAUUUGUACUUUCUUAUACAUUGUAGCAUAAUUCCUGCUCAAUCGUCAGUACAAUACAUUUGGUAGUUGAGGGAGACACAAACUAACAAUCCGAUUGUUGUUGAAAUGGAACAUAAAUCAAUGGAAACAACAUCUUCAAACAUUCUCUAACUGAAGACAGUCUUGUUUAUGACAAAACAAGGUAAAGCAAAGCUAUAAAUAUGAUUUUGUACUGCGUAUUGCAUACCUUUAGGUGGUGAGACUAAGAAGGACUAUUUAUUAUAGAAUUGACGUUUUUGUUUUUUUAAACCGUUUUUUUUAACGCUAGAACAGAAGAACAUUGCAUACCAUUAAAUAAGACGUUUGGAACCAUUUCAACCACCUUCGUUAGAUAGUUCUUAAAAAGAUCAAACCAGUUCUCCCCAAAUUCAAACAACGAUGAUUCGUCUUGUACAAAUACAUAAGCGUAAUAGCAUCGUUCGAUCGCAAGUUUAUAAAAAAAAACACACACACAUGCAACAAUAUUUUAACAACGAUGAAGUGUUCGUUUAUCUCAAAAUAGCUGCUGUAAUAUUUUGCUUUAUCGAUUGUAACGAAGCUUUCCAAUAAUGUUCUGUGAAAAGUUAUACAGAAUCAAGUUAACAACUAUACGUUAACUACCAAAAUAAACGGUAGGGAGUGUAAGCAUGUUUGACAAACAUAAAUCAUUACAUUUUGUUUUAAACCAGCCACGAUUGGCUCAGAAGGAGGCACUUCCAUUCGGAUUCCUGUAUUACUCCCCAAUAUUAUCUACUUAAGAAGCGUAUAAACACUAAACGUAAUGUGAAGGUUCCGAACGGAUGAGUCGAACUUGUAGAUUAAGAAUUCCAUUUUCAAUCACUAGAACCGUCAGGCAAAAACCAUUGUCGGGAAGCCCUUAUAUUUGGAGGGCUAUAUAUCAUGUCAUGUUAGAACUAUAUCAACCAGCCCACAAGUGGAGUUCCGCCGCGUGUAGCAACCUUUCAAACUCUUUGUACAUUUCACAUGCCUCUGUUUUAUAUGUAUAGAAUCCAGAUUAAUGUGUAGGUGAAUGGACGCGAACGCACCACUAGGUUUAAUGUGAAGCGUUACAAUACGAUAAACGAUUUUUCUUUUCUGCUUGUCACAGUGUAUACAUUAAAUAACAUAACUUUUACUACAUUUAAACAUGGAAAACCUACACAGUUUGUAUUGUGUUAAACGUCACACAACAGCGAAAUAUAUAACGCGACACGUUUACUGUACGAUGGAGUAUUGAGAAACAAAACUCAACGUAAAAGAUGAAAUAAAAUUUUGAUUACUAAAGAAAAACAAACCAACUUAA
Anopheles funestus (African malaria mosquito) is the source of this 4869-nucleotide messenger RNA. RefSeq names its product netrin-A-like. Gene Ontology annotation, molecular function: protein binding. Bases 870 to 3173 code for a protein of 767 amino acids. The transcript is spliced from 7 exons. The record is from RefSeq and is a predicted model, not a curated record. Lineage: Eukaryota; Metazoa; Arthropoda; Insecta; Diptera; Culicidae.